AUGCACCCUCGCCACGAGCAUUCUACUAUAUUUCCAAACCGCCCCGUUCAUUACGCAAGCCAAAUCAGCCACUAUGAGACCGCUCUUGCAGCGCUACAAAACACCCAAGCGCUAGGGACCGGUCUGAUCGCUCUGGCUUCUUUUUAUUUACUUCUCGAUUACUUCGGAUUCGCUCCCAUAUCAGUUCUCCAUCUUGUCUGGAAGGGCCUGGUUUACCUCACUCCGUCCCGGCUCGUUGUCGCAUUGGACCCUCGCAUGUCCGACCCUGAAUCACCAACUCCCACGGGCUCUCCCCCGUCGCCAUUUGAGCAGAAGAACGCCGCAAUGCAACGAAUCUUCGGCAUAGAUACCUCCCAUCUCGCCUUUUCUUUUCGCCGCCGCUCUCUCUCCGGCCUCGGAAACGCCUUGCUCGGAAAUACAAAGGAGGCUAAGCCCCCGGGUCUUGGGAAUUGGGACAACUCAUGCUAUCAGAACAGUAUCAUCCAGGGCUUGGCCUCGCUGGAGUCUCUUGCAGCGUUUCUCGCGCACAAUGUCAACCACCACUCGGACAAGACUUAUCUUUCGAAGCAUGAGGCACUGAGUGAUAUCAUCGCAUGUCUGAACAAUCCUUCGAACAAUGGAACAAAGCUGUGGAUCCCGGCGGAUCUCAAGUCUAUGAGCAGUUGGCAACAACAGGAUGCACAAGAGUACUUUUCCAAGCUGGUGGACCAAAUCGACCUUGAGAUUCGGCUCGCUUCACACGGAGAGACAUCGAAUAUGGGAUUGAAAAUCGCAGGCCGGGAGGAAAAUAUCGUGCGCGACAACGUUUCCGAUAUGUCUACUUCUGAGGGAUGCGACUCUUCAACCCGGACCAGUGGUAAGGCGUCAAGUCGCAAUCCUCUCGAAGGACUACUCGCUCAACGGGUCGGGUGCAUGGAAUGUGGAUGGACGGAAGGGCUUUCUUUAAUUCCGUUCAAUUGCCUCACAGUCCCUCUUGGGGCAAAGUUUGAAUAUGACCUGGUGGACUGUCUGGACCAAUACAUGACACUUGAGCCCAUCGAUGGUGUGGAAUGCGCCAAGUGCACAUUACUCCAGUACCAUCAAAAACUUUCCGAAAUGUUUGCUGGGAUUGAAGGGGACGAGAAACAAUUUCCUGGCGCAGAGAAGUCUCAGUUUACCGAUGCAUUAAAAGCCGAUACACUGUCGCGCCUUCAAGCCGUCAAAGCAGCGUUGGAGGGCAACGAUAUCAGCGAUACCACAUUGAAGGAUUGCCGCAUCCCUGCGAAGAACCGUGUUUCAACUACCAAAUCACGACAGGCGGUCAUUGCCCGAUCCCCUCAAUGCCUUGCUGUCCACAUCAACCGCAGUCUCUUCGAUGAAACGAAUGGGAUGUUGACAAAGAACCACGCUGCAGUCAGAUUUCCUCAAAUGAUCGACUUGAAUGGCUGGUGUCUUGGCACCCAAGCUCGUAGCCAGUCUGAUGAGGCCCCCGAGCAAUGGGAGACCGACCCUUCCAAGUCGAUGCUUCCACAACACGGCGAGGCUGUUCAAGUUCCCAGCCGACGGUACACACUGCGAGCUAUUGUCACGCACCACGGCCGUCAUGAGAACGGCCACUACAUCUGUUACCGCAAGUAUUCGACGUUAGAUUUCCCAGCUCCCGUUCCGGAUCACGUUCUUCAAGCCGAAGGCGACGAGGAAAAGUCCGAGCGUUGGUACCAGCUCAGCGACGGUGACGUGACGAUGGUUAGCGAAGGCCAUGUCAUGUCCCAAGGCGGUGCCUUCAUGCUAUUCUACGAAGCCAUGGAUGAUUCUCUCCAACCUUGUCAGACUCCCACCACAGAAAAUGUUCAGUGCGAGACCGCUGAAUCCGUUCAAUUCGAGAAUGCUGAAUCAAUCUCAAAUUACACCAUGUCCGAAGACCUUUCCGCCCCAUCCACCGUCACCGACUUUGGCUCCUGCACUUCUCGCGCUACGAGCGUCUCACUUCCAACGGAGGAUUUGACGUCUGUCGACCUGCCCCUAAAGCCUUCAGGCGAUCAUACACCGACAGAAGAACUUGAUUUGCCUUCAAUGAUCACUGCAUGA
This is a messenger RNA of Penicillium canescens, 2067 nucleotides long. Its product is annotated as ubiquitin-specific protease UBP1. Gene Ontology annotation, cellular component: cytosol; nucleus. Gene Ontology annotation, molecular function: cysteine-type deubiquitinase activity; cysteine-type endopeptidase activity. The coding region runs from base 1 to 2067 and encodes 688 amino acids. Lineage: Eukaryota; Fungi; Ascomycota; Eurotiomycetes; Eurotiales; Aspergillaceae. The transcript has a single exon. The record is from RefSeq and is a predicted model, not a curated record. Gene Ontology annotation, biological process: protein deubiquitination.